CCUUGUUUGGACCUGGAUCAGCUGGGACAAUAACAACAAUUACGGACUACAACAGGGCAGCGGAGAUCUUUUUAGAAAUGGACUGCACCCGCCGUGACCUUCUUGUGGCCGAGCAUAUGUUGAUUUGGCGGAUCUGCUAAUUUACGCGAGGCUUCAUUUUCUGUCUUUUUUUAAAAUCUGCAUUUAGUCGGACAUCUUCCCGCAUGCCCCAACAAACCGAGGGGGGUUGGGGCUAAUGACAUCGCUAGCAUGCUAAUAUGACUAACUCUAUGUUCUCAUGUAGGACGUCAUUUAUUAAUGUCCCACUCAACGAACACUUUAUUAAAAUGGUCCGAACAUAACGGAAGCCUUUUGGUGGGGGUGAAGGCAACUGUCUUAGUGCCGCACAGCGCUUUCGACCCUUUCUGGAAAACCGCCGCAAAGUUUUUUUUACUCGUCAUCUCAUUCAAGUUGCUGCCGUGUCAGGCGUUGUGUUGUUGCUCCUAAAACGUAAACGGCGACUUUGCCUCGUGUUUGUGCACUUUUCGUGUCGUCCCAACAUGCGGCUAGCUCCUCGUUAGCAUGCCUGUCGGCGGGGCCUGGUCUCGUGCUGACAACCACAGGUGAAAACAAAAGGGUAGCAUGCUAGCUCGCUAUCCAUCUGCUCUUUUUACUGCCUCGUCCGCUUUGUGUGCUUAAACCUCAACUCUGGCUUCCCGAGCUGGUACGUAUUUAUCAUUAUUUGUAUGUCAAAUACACUUGGUAGAACAUCACGUCCUGCAAUUUCACUCGGAAGUAGGAUUACAAUAUGGGUGUCAUACACUCAUGAGGAACUUCUCCAAAAAGUCUCCACAAGUUGCUCAAGAACACUUGAAGUCAAACGAUCACGCGGCAUCUUGUUCACAGAUACGAGAACCUUUUAAGUGGAGGACUUGUUGAGUUAGUGUGAAUCUCGUUCUGGCAUAGCAAACUGUGAGAGACUCCUGCCAUGUCAGAGACUCUGAUAACAGGCCACACGUCAGAGGAUCUGUUGGCUGACUUUGAGACUUUGCUCAACUCUGGAGGUGUUGCUCUUGGUCAGGACCACCAAAUAGUCAUCAUCACCAGCCCCAGCAAUGAGGGACUCCACCCAGACGCAGCCCCUUCCAGCACGGGAGAAAUCUUGCUGUUUGCUACCCCACAGGGAUCCGCUGAUGUGGCCUUCCAAGACAAGAGAAGGCCGUCCCUCGGAAGGCCAUCGGUUAAGAGGAAGUUGGACCUGGACAGCGACCAUCAGUAUGUUAGCACGACCCGGCCGUCUUCAGGCCACGCUCCUCCCUCCACACCUGCCCCUCCUAGAGUUCCUCGCACCCUUACGGAAAAGUCUCGCUAUGACACCUCCUUGAACUUAACCACCAAGCGCUUUCUGGAUCUCCUGUCCCAGUCAGCUGACGGCGUGGUGGACCUGAACUGGGCCUCGCAGGUCCUGCAUGUCCAGAAACGGCGCAUCUACGACAUAACCAACGUCCUGGAAGGGAUCCAUCUCAUUUCUAAAAAGUCCAAGAACCACAUCCAGUGGCUCGGGAACCGCGUGGACGGGGACUCGGUGGCCCUCCAGCAGGACCUGCGGAAGGAAGUGUGCGACCUCACCGCAGCGGAGGAGCGGCUCGACAAUCUCAUCUCCAAAUGCAAUCUUCAGUUCAGUUUGCUGACAGACGAGCCGCAGAGCAAGAGGCUGGGCUACGUGCGCUGCCAAGAUUUGAGGACGUCGUUUGAUACCUCGGACCAGUUGGUCAUGGUGAUCCGAGCUCCACCAGAGACCCAGAUGCAAGUCUCAGACCCCAGCGAGGGUUACCAGGUGUCGUUGAAGAGCACGCAAGGUCCCAUCGACGUCUUCCUCUGCCCAGACGACAGCUCCGGGGUUUGCAGCCCCGUAACGGGAAGCAGUCCCUUGAAAGCGAGCGUUGACCGCGCGGCGCACGCGCCGGCCCGCCGGUCGACACCCAGCAAAGGCAGAAGCUCCUCAACUUUGGAAGUUGCAUCGUCAUCCCCUGUGUCCACGUCGUCCACGGCGACAGCGGCAUCUCAGCCAGAGUCCUCGACGUUGUUGUUAGGUGGGCAAACGGAAUCCCUUCUGAACAGCGACCCGUUCUCAGGCCUGGGGGACAUGGCUGACUUUGACUUCUCCACGGACUUCCUCCACGGAGAGAGCCUCCCUCUCCCGCUGGAUGGUUUCAUCAACUUGUCUCCACCACACAGUCCCGACUACCACUUUGGCCUGGGGAGCGACUCGGGCAUCACCGAACUGUUCGAUUGUGACUUUGGUGACCUGUCACAAGUUUUGGGGGAGAGUUAGACAAGGGUUGGGCAGGGGGGUGGGGGGAUUUUGGCUGUGGGGAAGCGCAGACUAGUAUAGUGGACCCUCGGAGGUUCCACCUUUUUGUUUUGUUUGACAUAGAACCGGUUCACCAUUAUAAAACUUUGAAAUACAGUGCAGGUGAGGUUUUAAAUAGCAUUUAAGUUUGUGCACACUCGCACCACACUUUGAGACGCACUGUAAUGGGCAACGUAAUUUCUCGAGAAUAAUGCACCUCCCACCCCCCC
Molecule: messenger RNA, 2562 nt
Organism: Hippocampus comes (tiger tail seahorse)
Lineage: Eukaryota; Metazoa; Chordata; Actinopteri; Syngnathiformes; Syngnathidae
Gene: e2f1
Product: E2F transcription factor 1
Exons: 7
Coding region: 968-2314 (448 amino acids)
Biological process (GO): regulation of transcription by RNA polymerase II
Cellular component (GO): Rb-E2F complex
Molecular function (GO): DNA-binding transcription factor activity, RNA polymerase II-specific; RNA polymerase II cis-regulatory region sequence-specific DNA binding; protein dimerization activity
Source: RefSeq, a predicted model, not a curated record